UCCCGGAGGUCGCAUCUUGCCCGGGUCUCCCUCGUCCCCAGCGCUCGCCCGCGUGGUCCUGCCACGGCCUUCCCGCUGCCCGCACCAUGGGCCUCGGCUACGACUCCUCAGUUCGAGUUGAGUGGAUUGCAGCCGUGACAUUUGCUGCUGGGACAGCUGCUCUCGGUUACCUGGCUUACAAAAAGUUCUAUGGUAAAGAUAAUCGUACCAAAGCUAUGGUGAACCUCCACAUCCAGAAAGACAACCCCAAGGUCGUGCAUGCCUUCGACAUGGAGGACCUGGGAGAUAAGGCCGUGUACUGCCGCUGCUGGAGGUCCAAAAAGUUUCCAUUCUGUGAUGGGGCUCACAUAAAACAUAACGAAGAGACUGGCGACAACGUGGGACCUCUGAUCAUCAAGAAAAAAGAAACUUAAUGGACAUUUUCAGUGCUGCACCCCAGAGUGUUGUGAUGUCACCUGAUCGUUUAAUUAGAAUUAAUUAAUUAACGAGACACCCACUCUGUCUGAUUGGCCUCCCUGGUUCUAGAUGUGGUUGGUACCUCACAAAUCGCAGCUUUCGUAUUCAUGGCUUUAGUCUUGCUGUUGGAGCAUCGUGGUGCACAUUUGUUGAAAGAGCAUAAAAAAGAAAGGCUAAACCAACCUCAUGGUAUAUGGGUUAUUUUGGUCUUGUAAGGAUCCGUUGCUUUACAGUAAUGGUCUUAGAAUAUAGUUGUAUCUGAGGUUAACAUAUUAAAUUAUUCUCAACAUCA
Alexandromys fortis (reed vole) is the source of this 748-nucleotide messenger RNA. Its product is annotated as CDGSH iron-sulfur domain-containing protein 1. Gene Ontology annotation, molecular function: 2 iron, 2 sulfur cluster binding. The transcript has a single exon. Gene Ontology annotation, biological process: regulation of autophagy. NCBI's taxonomy places the organism in Eukaryota, Metazoa, Chordata, Mammalia, Rodentia, Cricetidae. Bases 87 to 413 code for a protein of 108 amino acids. Gene Ontology annotation, cellular component: mitochondrial outer membrane; intracellular membrane-bounded organelle. The record is from RefSeq and is a predicted model, not a curated record.